This is a messenger RNA of Fonsecaea multimorphosa CBS 102226, 1482 nucleotides long. RefSeq lists its product as uncharacterized. Lineage: Eukaryota; Fungi; Ascomycota; Eurotiomycetes; Chaetothyriales; Herpotrichiellaceae. Gene Ontology annotation, molecular function: RNA binding; ATP:3'-cytidine-cytidine-tRNA adenylyltransferase activity. Gene Ontology annotation, biological process: tRNA 3'-terminal CCA addition. The record is from RefSeq and is a predicted model, not a curated record. The transcript has a single exon. Bases 1 to 1482 code for a protein of 493 amino acids.
AUGACCACCAUACAGCUCCCAUUGACACCGGCCGAGAAGCUGUUUCGGCAAUGCCUGCUAGACUGCCGCGAGGAGAUGCAAUCGGUCCCUGGAAUGAAGGGUCUCGUCCUGCGGUGGACGGGAGGCUGGGUCCGGGAUAAGUUGCUCGGCGUGCAAAGCCACGACAUCGACGUGGCACUGAGUACCAUGACCGGAUGGGAGUUUGGCCAAGCUCUACAAACCUUCAUCAAGGAGCAUGGCGCAAAGUACGAAGAGCAAGCCACGAAACAAGGCUUCAACUCGCAGGUGAAGGAUAUCCACAAGAUCGCCGCGAACCCAGACAAGUCGAAGCACCUGGAGACCAUCACGACGAGAAUGUUCGGGAUCGACGUCGACUUUGUCAAUCUCAGAAAAGAAGUCUACGACCAUCAAAGUCGCCAUCCUCAAAUGGAAUUCGGCACCGCGGAAGAAGAUGCCCUCCGUCGAGACGCCACCGUCAAUGCCCUCUUCUACAACCUGGACACGCAAGCGGUCGAGGACUUUACCCACCGAGGGCUCGAGGACAUGAAGAACAAGAUCAUGCGCACGCCCCUUGCACCGUACCAGACCUUCAAGGACGAUCCGCUACGGGUUCUACGUCUCAUCCGAUUCGCCUGCCGUCUUCAGUACGAGAUCGAGGCGACUGCGAAGGAGGCGAUGAAGGACAAAACCAUCCACGAAGCCCUCCGCCUGAAGAUAAGCAGAGAGCGUGUGGGAGUGGAGAUCGGCAAGAUCAUGGCUGGACCGGAUCCAUAUACCGGGUUGAGAUACGUUAACGAGUUUGAUCUCUACUUCACUGUGUUCGCCGACCCGGCAACAUCGCCGACCGACGACUCGGUCGAUGCUAGUCACGCGGUCACCGCCUACGACGGACUGCGACGGAUCCUGGACGAGAAGUCCUCGAUUUGCCUGAGCCUGAGACCCAAGGAAGACCAAGCUCUGAGCUGGUUCCUCGCAGCGUAUACGCCAUGGUACAAAUCAUCCGCAAAAGCAUAUCAGGCGUCCAGGGAAGGCAUCAAGGCCACCAAUAGCAUGAGCAAGGUCCUGAAGGAUGCCAUCGACCUGCGACCCUCCAUCCUCGAAGCAGUGCAAAUAGUAAACGACGAGAAGGCGGCUCGAGGCGACGUGGGCAUGGUUCUGAGACAGUGCAAAGAGGCGUGGAGGUCGCACUUGCUUUUCUCAUUGCUCUGCGAUAUCGUGGAGCACGAUUUCUCGACCGCAGCGGACCGAUACCAAAAGUUUGUGGCGUACGUUCACGACCAGGACCUCGAAGAUGCGUAUGCUAUCGCUCCAAUUUUGAAGGGCAAUGCGAUCAAACAUGCAUUGGGCGAUCCCAAGGGUGGCCCCUGGCUCAAGAAGGCCGUCGAUGAACUCGCACUCUGGCAGUUCAACAAUCCACAAGGAACGAAGGAAGAAGCAAUCGAAAUGAUCGCUGGCAAAAGAUCAGAAUUUGGGCUCGGUUGA